Molecule: messenger RNA, 2918 nt
Organism: Desarmillaria tabescens
Lineage: Eukaryota; Fungi; Basidiomycota; Agaricomycetes; Agaricales; Physalacriaceae
Exons: 9
Coding region: 33-2732 (899 amino acids)
Source: RefSeq, a predicted model, not a curated record
AAGCGAUUGGAAUGCUGUAAGACACGCGUCCAAUGUGUGGUACAUAUAUACAACAUCUCCUCCACUGUACUUCCAUCAUCGAGUGUAUGGGCAUUAAGAUGGACAAACGAUAUCGCUUUCGCCGGAUCAAAGCUAUCGAACUACUCAACCUACCUCCGGAAUGGGAUAAACGGACGUACUAUCUCAAGAUUUUUGCGGGAGAAGACGGCAAAAAGACGAAUACAUUCAAGGUGAAGAAGAAAGAGCGUGGGACACCUUUGAUACCCAAGUGGAUGAUCGAUCUUGAUCUGAGCCAUACCAAUGAAUCUGAGAGGUUUCAGGUGGAAGUAUACUGCCGCCGGGGCAAGGGAGAGUAUCAAUGCCUCGGCAUGUGUGGAGCAUCGAUCGGGGAUGUUUUAAUUGGUGAAACCGACAUUAUUGUAAUGUCCAUUAAUAGCAAUUCUUCCUGCCCCAACGUCGUUUUGAAGAUCUUCCGAGAAGGUGCCACCGACUAUUCUUCGAUCGCAGGAUCGGCAGGUGAGGACCAAGACAGCGACAUGUCGACCGCAACCCAGAAUGGUUUUCCCGAAAGUCAGGAUACCUCAGAAUUGUCGGGUUCGCAACUCGUGGCAACUUCUGCGACGUCAGUGGAAGAUCAUUGCGCAACUGCAGGAAGAGUCGUCAAGGAAACUGCAAGGCCUGUAGAGCCCUCUGAGUGGAUUUCCAAAUUGAUCGAUGGAAUGGAUACUGUAAAAAGCAUUAUUGAAGCGUUCAAAGAUCUACAUCCUGCUGCCUCGAUUGCAUGUGGCAUCAUUUUUUCUUGUAUCAAUGUCUUGAAAAAACAGACGGAACGAGAUCUAACUGUACUUGAGCUGUACGAAGCUAUGAUCACGACUUACAAGGAGGCGAGGGACGACCGCAUGCUAUGGCAGCAAGAGCGGUUGAGGCCGAUCUAUAUAUCGCUGUUCCAGAUCACGAACGAGUGCGGGAUGUUCAUCAAGAGAUAUACGAACAAAAACAGCUUCAAACGCUUCUUUUCCAUAGACACAUCACAGAAAGCAAAAGAAUUUAUUCAAGGGUUUGCAAAAUUGCGGGAGCAGUUGGAUUCGGGUGUAGCGAAGGACAUGCUUAUCGUGACACUAGGUGUCAGAGUCCGCGUUGAUAAAUUCGAUAUACGAAUGUCGCUUCAGGAACUUAAACCCGGAAAAGAGUUUGGUCCAAAAUCAGUGUGUAUCCCCGGUACACGCGUGGAAACAAUCAAUACCUUGUUCUCAUGGAUCGCAGAAUGCGAUGGCUGCAUUCUUUGGUGUAGCGGUCUGGCGGGGACAGGCAAAAGCUCGGUUGUCGGCACCCUCCGUGACCUUCUCUGCUUUCACAUGAGCAGUCGCAGUCGCCUUGCUGCAUUCAUUCGUUAUGACAGGACUGAAUACUGGGACACGUCGGAACUCAUCACAUCCAUUGCCUACUCUAUGGGCAUGUUCGAUCAACGCAUAGGCAAUGCCAUUGCUAAAGCUUUGACUGCAUCCCGUGCGGCGGUUAAAAUGGCAGCAUCCGAAUCACGCACCCAGUUUCGACUCCUUCUGCAGGAGCCAUUGCAGAAGAUUCAGGAAUUACAAGAUGAAGGGCCUUUGGUUGUCAUCAUUGAUGGUCUUGAUGAAAGUGAUGUUUCAGAAGAGUUGCUGGAAGUGCUUGCGGAUGGGUUUGGACCAAAACUGCCAUUCAUGCGGCUCAUUGUGUCCAGUCGUCCCGAAGAAAAGAUUUCUCGUGUUUUCAAGAACUGCCAGCAUGUCUGUCAUUAUCCUUUGGAUACAUCCUCAGUUGAGGUGCAACAUGACAUACGGUACUUUAUCCAGCAAAGGUUUGGCAGCAUCAAAGACAAACAUUUCUUGGGCAUGUACAAUGAACCCGAUGUUGUCACUCGACUGGCUGAGCGGGCGAGCGGGCUGUUCAUAUGGGCAGCCACAGUCUGUUCAUUCUUGUGCAAUUUCCCCAGUCACCGGAGACUCGAGGCAUUACUCGAAACAACAAUUCCAACAGAUGCAAUUGGGGCUCUGACAACACUAUAUCGAACCGCGCUGAAUACCAUUGUGCCGGAAGUAUCCGGGACAGACGAAGAUGUCCGACGAUGUAUUCAUGCAGUACUAGGGGCCCUAAUUGUUCGCAAAGGAAACAUGACGGUACCUAUGCUUCCUGAGCUUGUUCUGCGAGAAGGAGACCCUCCAGCACAGCUCAUCGUUGACAAAUUAGGAAGUGUGGUGCAGGAGCACAUCAAUUUGUCACACCACUCUCAGAGGACCCUUGAACUUAUACACAAAUCAUUCGAUGAUUUUCUUCAGGAUCAUGGCAGAUGCGGGGAUCGAUGGUUUAUCGAUGUCAAGGAGCAUGAAAAAAAGCUUGCUCGGCGAUGUAUGCUGUCCUUGGCGGAGUUCUCGGAAAAUUGGACACUGGCACCCGGUGCUCAUGCCAUUGAAGAAGAUCAGGUUCAGCCUGUGCAUUCCUCUGGCAACCCCAGCAAUCCAAGGGAGAACGUGGCUCUAUACCAUGUGGUACCAUCUCACAUCAGAGACUAUGCUCUGAAUGUUGUAGAAUGGCAUAUCGAUACCUUGCUUGAGCUUGGGAUGAACACUUACCAUCGCUUCUUUGAGCAUUAUUUCCUGUCCUCGCUCAAAGUCUCUUAUGCAUGCUCAAGCAAUUGGCCUAAGGAUCUCUAUUACGAUUUCGUGCUCUAUCUUAUCUUAUUGGCUCUCUCGUAAUCUCGCUAUGCUAAAACUCCGGACUUGAUCGCAUUCAUCCAUGAGGGUUCAGUACGUUUAACGCACCGUUGCAGACACCUGUAGUAUAUUUAGCACGACCCAAACUGUAUUUAAGUAGCUCGACUGCAGGUCUUACACCUCAGUCUCGAACUAAAGUUUAUUCACCCGAUAACUUAGUCUGAACUC